Molecule: messenger RNA, 875 nt
Organism: Theobroma umbraticum
Lineage: Eukaryota; Viridiplantae; Streptophyta; Magnoliopsida; Malvales; Malvaceae
Product: Pre-rRNA-processing protein TSR2, conserved region
Source: RefSeq, a predicted model, not a curated record
GGUUUUAGUUUUCAGUUCUUAGACACACGCGCGGAUACAAGGCUCAAAGACAAACGGAGAAAGGAAGAUAGAAAUCAAUGGAAACAAAAAAACUAACAGCGGAAUCAACUCUCAUAUGCCAAGAAGGAAUAGGCUUAAUCCUCUCGCGAUGGUGGGCUCUCACCGCCGCCGUCGAAAACGAGUGGGGCGGCCGUGACUCCCGGGGCAAAGCCAACAUUCUCUACUCCGACGUCAUCUCCUUCUUCACCGAUACCAAAAGAGCUGAGCCGCUUUAUAUAGAUGAUUUAGAGAAUAUUCUCCAUGAAGGCUUGCUUAGUCUUAAUACAGAUGUUGAUGAUGGCAGCAUUGAGGAGGUGGCAGAGAAGUUAAUGAUUAUGCAUGAAGAAUGUUUGGAAGGUAAUUAUCAGUCUGUUGAAAAACUGAGGACAACUAAUCCUCCGCCAGUUGCUCAUGUCAGACCGUCUACUGAGGAAGAUGAGGAUGAUGACAAUGAAGAAGGCGAUAGCAUGGAUGCUGAAACAAACAUGAUGGUCGAUGUUCCAAACUCUCAUUCAAGUUUGAAUCCAGUCAGUAUGCCAACUGAUGAGCCAAGGCCAAACCAGGCAGCUGAAGCAGCAGACGGUUGGGUGGUAGUCUCUUCCAGAAGAAACAAGGGAAGAAGGAAUUAGGCUGUAUCUUCAAGUACCCCCCUGUUUGGUGGUAUAUAUAAAUGUUUUUCAAGACAUUUUUGGUGUGCUAAUUAUUAGUUUUUGUAAUUCAUUUUUAAUAUCAUAUUGAAAGAAGGUUACCGAUGCCUUAUUACCAGUUCAAGUGGAUAUGAUUUUUUGGAUUGGAUUUUGUUUUCACCCCAAUUUGAGAACUUAUUAAGUCUCAAA